UUAACUCACCCUGCAAACAUUUAUUUGUGGUUUCAUGUUGUGAAAUUUGUUGUUAUUAGAGUUAUUAAAUGGCGAACAGAGGAAAUAACAGAAAAGAUCACCAUAACUCCGGAUGCAGACAAAACACCAAUUAUCCAAAAGGAUCUUUUAGAUCUGGAUAUGGCGCAAAUCAGGGGAAUUCGUCCUGGAGACAUGGCAGAGGCUCCGGGGGCAGAAGUUACAACCAAGAUUGGAUUGAUGAAAGGAGUGGAUGGAAGAUCCGUGGAAUUGAACAUUACUCUUACAGAAUGCCAACUCAACACAAUUUAAGAAGAAACGGGAAAAUGUGGAGCAAUAACAGAGAAACAAUUGAAAAGGGCCAUUAUAAUGAGAAUCCUGGAAAUUCCGGGGAGAACUUUUUACAAAAUCCUGAUGACUUACUUCAUAUGAAAGUGCCUUCUGAGUUUAACCCAGCUGUCCCACCUCCUACUCUGUUUAAGAAUCCCCAGCACACACAUUAUGCCGAUCCGGAUCCGGCCCACCCAAGGCACCCUUUCCCGCCCGGUAGACAAUGGUUAACAGGAGUAAAAGAAACAGUGGGGAAAAGAAAGAGAUCGGUUGAAAAUUAUAAAACGGAGGGAGUGCUAAACGAAAAACUAAAGAAAAUUAAAACUGAAAUCAAGUGUGAAAGCAGUUCAGAUGAAUAUGAGGAAACUAAAACUAUUCGAAUCCUAAGUACGAAAGAGUUAAAUCCACAGAAAUAUUUAAAACAUCGGAUCAAAGAAUAUAAAGUGCUGGAGUCCAGAAUAAAGGAGAAAGCUUCGGAUGGAACUCUUGAAGAACUCUUGUUGGAGGAAAGAGAUGCACUUAAAAGUAUAAUACUUGUAGAAAUCAAAAAUUUGCCGCAGAAUUCCCUUUUUCUUAAACUUAUUAGUGAUGAAGACGACGGCUGUGAGGACGUAGAAGAUUCUGAGGAUCUUGUCGCGGAUCUAGGAAAACAUGGAACAACAAAAUCAUUUAUCAGAUUUCUAAAUUUUAUCAGGGUUGAAUAUUUUGAAAGUACGAUUAAGAGUCUUUUAUCCGUCCCUGUUGAUAAAACAAGGUUUACUCUUCUCCAUUCAACCUUCCCACAGCCCUCUUUCAGACGGAGUAAAUCAGAGGAUAGUGCUAAACAAACCCCAACCGAUGUCGGAAAAAAUGAGCGUGAAAAUGAUCUACGAGAAAAUGAAGCUAGAAGUAGUCGACAAGAUACAAGAAAAACAAAAUCUGAGGAGAGGAAUUCCUCUGAAAAUGAAACUGAUGAAAUGGAAAUUUUGAGUGAAAAACCGCGAAGUUCAUCAGCUGAAAAUGCGCAAACGAUUUCUGUGGAUUAUCAAAAGGCCGACAAUGCUGCAGAUACAAAAGAGGAGGAGUUAAAAUUAGAUCUGGAAGAUUUUAAGGAGAACCAGUUGGGCAAGUUCAAACUAAGGUUUAAGAAUAUCAGUCGGUUUAAAACUGAAACCGAUGUCAGAUCACAUUUUUCAAUUUUCGGAGAUAUUUACCGGAUUCAUUUAGAGGACGAAGAACCAGUUUCACCAGGAGAUAAACUCAAAGGGUUUGACACUGUCUACAUUGAGUUUGAGAGUGGGCACAGCAUGUACAAGGCCAUACUAGAAACAAAUCUUGGAUGCAGAGUUUCAAAAUCUUGCCUUACAAAGACAGGUUUGAUAAAGUAUGGUUAUCCAGUGGAAGAUGAACAGUUGGAGCCAUCCUCCACAUGGUUUCCUAAAUCUUCAAAUAAUUUCUUUAAAUCUUGUUCUUUUGAGAUGGAAAACGAUUCCUGCUCAGCGAACAAAAACCUUCCCACUCCAAAGAUGACUAGUGAAUCUUCUAUUCAAGAGCCAAGCUCAUCAAAACAAGAGUGUAAUUCUUCUAUCUCUAAUAUUUCAGUAAGGUCUCUCUCGGAAUUAAAAGAAAAAGAAAGCUAUUAUGAAAAAAUUGAAUUUAAGAAGAGAAGAAAUUCAUGUGAAAAUGGAAAAAAAGACGAGAGUGAAAAUUCACAAAAAAGAAAAUCUAGUGAAAGACGAAAGAUGGAGAAACGAAGUAAAGAACGCAGUGAAGAAAGAAGCGAAUUUAAACAAAGAAGGCAUUCUAACGAAAGUAGAAUGUCAGAUUCAAGAGAAAGAAAAAAAAAAGAUCGACGAAACCGAUCUUCUGAAGAACAAAUGAAGGAAGAGGAUCGAAGCAAUCAAUCUUGUAAAGCAAAUUUACCGGAUUUAAAGUUAGAGUUAAGCAAUUUGAAACAACGCGGAGAGAAAGAAGAUGAAAGCUGGGUAUGCAGUGAGUGUGGAACCUUUAAUUUCCCUUACAGAUGGUAUUGCUAUAAGAACUUACAACAGAGAUGUCAGGGUACACGACCACAAAACCAUAAGAAAAGAAGUUUGCGUAAUUAUGGACACAGUCCAGAGUUAAAUUUUACCAAAUACCGAGAACAGAGGCCCUCUAGACGACUAGAUGAGGAUGGACGGAGGUCCUCUGGACGAAUAGAUGAGGCUAAACGUAGGCCCUCUAGCCGACUAGAUGAGGAUGGACGGAGGUCCUCUGGACGAAUAGAUGAGGAUGAACGUAGGUCCUGUAGACGAAUAGAUGAGGAUGAACGUAGGUCCUGUAGACGAGUAGAUGAGGAUGAACGUAGGUCCUGUAAACGAGUAGAUGAGGAUGAACGGAGACCCUUUAGAGGACUAGAUGAAGAUGAAGGAUGUUUAGUGAGCGAGGAUACAGAGGUUCAGGAUGAUGGAAGUGAAUCUAUUAGGUUGAAUAGAAGGGAGGUUGAGGAGGAGAAGAGAAUACAGGCAAUGCGGAAUAUACAACUAAAGGAGAAGUUAAAUAGGACGGAGGAGGAGGAGAGUACAGAGGAGUUUCGGAGGCACUGGGACAUACAGUUGGAGGACAGUCGGAGGCAGAAAUAUCGGAGGGAACAGGAUAGAGAAUAUGUUCAGAGCCUUCGCUCCGGUGUCGCUGAGCUUGAACCCGGAGAACUAGUUAGUCCUAGGAAGCAUUUUAUAAACAUCCUUUCAGAUCAAUCAAUCGAUCAAUCACCCUCGGCACUAUCCUACCGAGGAUCCCAGGACCGCUCUGCGACUUCGAGACUAAGUCCUGAAAUUCAACUGGUUGAACCUGAUAAACAUCUUUCCUCUGGUUUAAAACCUAACUUUCUUUCUCACUCAGAAUCCAACGCUAAUACCGAACCUAUUCUACAAAUUCGGUCUCAAGGUUUUGAAACUCGGUCACAGAGUUACAAGACUCAGUCCCAGGGACUUAAAUCUUGUGACACAGUGUUACGACGUCUGUUAAACCUAGCAGGAGGAUACGCUGAACCGGGACAUAAAGGGAAUCAAGAUCUAUUAGUUAGGGAGGUUUAUGAUGUCGAGGAUGAUGAGAAUAAUGGAAAUGAAGUUGAGGAGGGAAUACCAUUGGUUCAACUACGACAACCUUUGCGGCUAGACGAGGAUAAGGAUGAAGUAAUCUGUUGUGAUGAAACCUCUCAGGAUAAUUCAGAAAUCGAGAUUUUGGAAAAUGAAGCUGGACCACCUGCACCCUCAGUUACUUUUAAAUCUAGAUCUCAGCAAAGUACACAUUUCCAGAUUAUUGGAAAGGAAGCUGGACCACCUCCACUCCCAGUUAAUUUUAAAUCUAGAUCUCAGCCAAGUUCAGAUUUGGAGAUAAUGGAAAAUGAAGCUGGACCACCUCCACCACCAGUUACCUCUAAAUCUAGAUCUCAACCAAGUUCAGAUUUGGAGAUAAUGGAAAAUGAAGCUGUACCACCAACACCUCCAGUUACUUCUAAAUCUAGAUCUCAGCCAAGUUCAGAUUUGGAGAUAAUGGAAAAUGAAGCUGGACCACCAACAUCUCCAGUUACUUCUAAAUCUAGAUCUCAGCCAAGUCCAGAUUUGGAGAUAAUGGAAAAUGAAGCUGGACCACCUCCACCCCCAGUUACCUCUAAAUCUAGAUCUCAGCCAUGUUCAGAUUUGGAGAUAAUGGAAAAUGAAGCUGGACCACCUCCACCACCAGUUACUUCUAAAUCUAGAUCUCAACACAAUUCAGAUCUUAAGAUAGUUGAAAAUGAGGCUGAAACACCCCCAGUUACUUUUAAAUCUAGAUCUCAACCAAGUUCAGAUUUGGAGAUAUUGGAAAAUGAGAUGGGACCACCUCAAGUUUCCGGUGAAUCAAUAUCUCAGAAAAAUACUAAUUUGGAUAUUUUGGUAAAUGAAACUGAACCAACUCCAAUAACCACUGAAUCAAGAUCUCGGCAUUAUUCAGAUCUUGAGAUAUUGGAAUAUGAAGCUGAACCCUCUCGAAUUCCCUCUGAAUCUAUAUCUCAACCUAGUUCAGAUCUUGAAAUUUUGGAAGACGACAUCUCUACUGAAUUUCAACACUACAGACGUAAAAAGAAUCUGGGAAUGCACGUAUAUGAAAGGACACCAGUGACCCAGGAAGUCGUCACCCUUUCUGACUCUGAUGAUUCUGAUCUGGGGAAGUAUAGCCCUGGGCCUUAGAAGGGAUAAAGAGAGAAAGAGAGAGUGGGACCAUAGAGAAAUAAUGCGAAUGCGAUCAAACUUCUGGCUUGUGUAGUGUUUAAACGGUAUCAGAUGAAAUUUAUGGCAAUGUAAAGUGUGAAAUGGUUGUCGUUUUCUCAACACGGAAAUAAAAAAGUAUCACCGAUAAUUUUGUAUCUUCUGAAAAAUGCCUUAUUAUUAUCAGUUCACAAUUACAAAAUUCUCUGCAAUGGAAUUGAGCCAUUUCCUUUCCAUAAUAAAAAGAAAUAUAGAAAAUGACAAUCAUUUUACUGUUUUCUGGUUAACUAAGUACACACAUAAAUUUUGAUAUGAUAAUACAUUAAACCAAAUGGUUAUUUAUAUUUUUUUAUAUUGAUACAUAUUCUAUUUUGAAACAUUUUACUCAAAGUAGUAUAUUUGUUACGCAGCUAUUUUUCAGA
This is a messenger RNA of Eurytemora carolleeae, 4954 nucleotides long. Its product is annotated as trichohyalin. Gene Ontology annotation, molecular function: nucleic acid binding. NCBI's taxonomy places the organism in Eukaryota, Metazoa, Arthropoda, Copepoda, Calanoida, Temoridae. The transcript is spliced from 18 exons. The record is from RefSeq and is a predicted model, not a curated record. Bases 69 to 4514 code for a protein of 1481 amino acids.